Esox lucius (northern pike) is the source of this 3161-nucleotide messenger RNA. RefSeq names its product neuronal pentraxin-1. Bases 247 to 2007 code for a protein of 586 amino acids. Lineage: Eukaryota; Metazoa; Chordata; Actinopteri; Esociformes; Esocidae. The record is from RefSeq and is a predicted model, not a curated record. The transcript has 5 exons.
AGAAUAACGGAGAGAAAGGGAUAGAGGAAGAGAGAGAGGUUGGUCUGUUAAAAACUCCCCUGGAGUAAAUCUUCCACAAUCUGAUCAGUGCUUGAGGCUAAGUGGACUAACUUACAGACCGACGAUAUAGGAGCAGGAGACCCACUCAGGUGUAUUCCACACCACAAACGAGAUAAACGCACCAGAUCAGACAUUUAAAAAAGUGUAAUUCUUCAACCUCAAACCGUACUAAACAACUCCUGAAAAAUGGGACACAAGUGUAUCACUGGAAUGUCACAAAUACUUGUCCUCUCCACCCUCAUCUUCUUCCACUUCAUCUACCACACCUCUGCCAGUGCUAUCCCAGGGCCUGACUACGGAGCCCAUCCGCGUUUUAUCUGUAUUCCUGUUCCUGCUGAUACUGACCCUGCCUGCUUUCCCUCUGGGGGACCAGCUAUGGGGCCUGGGCCUGGUGGGGCACAAAUCCACGGGCCUCCAGUAGGACCCCCAAACAGCAAUGGCUGGUGGGGGAUGACAGAGGAGGCCAAAACAACCAUUUUACACCUGAGAGAAAGCAUGGUGCAGCAGAAAGAGACCAUCCUGGAUAUGAGAGAGACCAUCAGGGAACUGACUGCCAAGCUCACCCUGUGCGAGGGCUCCAGUGGGGGCAUCGGGGCCCAUGACGACCACCAUGGACCUCCAUCACAUCACCCUUACGCUGACAACAAUCACCAGGGCAACCAUCAGGGUCACCAUGGGAACAACGACCAUGCCUUGGAUGUUGCCGGGCACUAUCCUCGGAGUGGGGGGCACCGGUCAGACCACGAGCAUGACAACAACAGGGGGAAAGAUAAACACACAACACCAGGGGAUAUAACAUCAUCAUCGCCAGAGCAACUGGGCCGAAUGCUGCAGGCCCUAAAGGACAGGCUGGAGAACCUGCAGCAGUUGAGGAACACCACCAGCUAUUCCAACUCUCUGAAGGAGCUCCUCCAGAGAAAGAUCAAUUCUCUGGAACAGCAGAUGCAUCAUACCACGGCAGCCCUGAGCAGCAGCCCUGAUCACCAUGACGAUGAUGGCGCACACCAUGGCGAUCAUCAUGACGACGGGCAUCAUGAAGGUCACGAUGAUCACCAUGAUGAUGGGCACCAUGACGAUCAUCACAACGACAGUGACCAUGACGAUGAUGGCCACCACGACGACAGUCACCAUGACGAUCAUGAUGACCACCACGAUGAGCACCAUGUCGACGGACACCACGACAAUGAAGCAAACAGCCAUGGUUACCUGCAAAGAACGGGCUACCACACACCAGGACCGAGGGCUGGCCUGCACUCAAACAACAAACUGGACUCUCUUCUGAAUAAUCUGCACCACACAGGUCCCAAAAGUAGGAAGACAAUCAAGACCCUCGAGGCCUUUCAGAUUGGCUUUCCUAUGAGAACCAACUAUAUGUAUGGGAAGGUGACCAGGACCAUCCUCCAUGAGAUCUUUGCCCUAACCCUGUGUCUGUGGAUCAAGGGGGGAGUGGGCCCGGGUCUUGGGACGCCCUUCUCCUACUCUGUACCGGGGCAGGCCAAUGAACUGGUGCUGAUCGAGUGGGGCAACAACCCCAUGGAGCUACUGGUGGACGACCAGGCUGUGACUCUCCCCCUGUCCAUCAGCGAUGGGAAGUGGCAUCAUGUGUGUGUGACGUGGUCAACACGGGACGGUCAGUGGGAGGCAUACCAAGACGGGGUGAAGAGGGGCUCUGGGGAGAACCUGUCUGCUUGGCAUUCCAUUAAACCUGGAGGGGUCUUUAUUCUUGGACAGGAACAGGACACACUGGGAGGUCGUUUUGAUGCAACACAGGCAUUUGUGGGGGAAAUCUCGGAUCUCCAGAUGUGGUCUAAUGUCCUUACAGCCCAUGACAUCUACAGCUUGGCCUCCUGUAACAGCCACCUCAGUGGUGAUGUCAUCGCCUGGUCUGAGAAUGUGUUGGAGCUCCAUGGAGGGGUCACCAACUACCCCUUUGACCCCUGUCACUAAGGGCUAUUAUUAUUUCCAACUGAUCACAGACUUAAAAAAAAGCUCCCGUCAAACAAGGAUUUUGUUGUGAUGUCGAGGAGCUAAUAUCACAUGGGAUAGUGGAUCCACUCCAGUUAGUUUUACCACUGGAUCCUGAAACAAUGCCUUCUGUUUAGUCUUUAAGACUAAAUAAGCCCAUUCCCAGAGACUUAACAUUUUAUGUCUAUUUCGGGAAUUUAAAUACUUGUAUUAUUAUAGCUUUUUUUAAUAAUGUAAUGGAGUAUAGAGUGCAUGGUUCAGUUUGAGACGUUGACCCUUAACUAGUGACAUGCCAUGGGUAAUAUGAGCCAUUUGUACAGAGCACAGCAUCCUUAUAGGGGUUCUGUAUGGGUGACAUGGAAAGUGUUGACCUAGGUAGACGGUGGAUAGAAAGAAGAUGAACAAUGGAAUCUCUUCAAAAGACGAUUCCUAGAAAGAUACAGCUAUUAUUCCAAAGAUAAUCAAGAAGUUAGUCUAAUAACUGUUUUUUAUCUCGUGUCUGGUUUUGUCUUUUCUUUUUUUUUUUUUUUUUUUUUUACUGUUUUCCUGUAUAUUCAAGUAGAUUAAGUAUGUAUAAUUGUAAUUGUGUUAAUUCCAGGUGCAACAUUUCAUUGAUUUACAUUACUUGCACAAAUGAACUCCAGGCUCAGAAAUAUGCUUUAAAAAUGUUUUGUUUUAAACCACUUUAAAUAUGUUUAUUAUGUUUAAAGUGUUUUAAAUUAGGGAGCAAAAAUAUAAGGUUAGCACCGUUUUUAACCCUUUAUUAAAGAAGGCUUAAACUCAGAGUCUGAGGAACUAAGGAAAAUAUACUCAUAAUAGACAAUCAAGCUUCACUUUGAAUAUAGCAGUGAUGACCAAAAUGUUUUAUGACAGAAUAUUUUAUGGCAAAGUUUCCACUUUAGCAGAGAGUUUGUUCACUGUAAAAGCUGAAUAUGUUAUCUCAUGUUCAAUUAUUUUGAGUUGUUGAUCAAAUGUUUGUGUUCAUUUGUACUGUACCACUUUGUUUAUAUGUACCUUUUUGAAAUCGUCUUGUUUGAAACCAAGUUAUUAAAAACAUUUCCAAUACCUUUUGUAUAUUAAAUUCCUAUUAUAUUAUUUGCUGGAACAACAUAGUGGUUCUAGAAAUGUUGAUUUGA